GGGGAGCACGUUAAGGUACAUUGCACUAAAAGGACAUUCAAUAUGGAAAAGGACUUUGAAAUUAGUGUCACCGUUGAAGACACCGAUCAACUUCUCUCGGGAGCAUGGCUCAAUAUAUCAAUAAUACAAGUUUUUGCUACGGCUUUGAGUGAGUUGUGUUUUCACGAUGAUUGUCACCCCAAUAGUAUUGGAUUCAUGUGCCCGGAGAUGAUCUCGGCCACCAUGUUAAAGUCCGAUGCAGAUCGAAUUCUAUUGUACAUGACGAGGUCCAUGAGUGCACUUAGUUCUAAGACAUUCAUCUUAUGUCCAUACUACGAAAAGAGUCACUGGAUGCUUUUAGUUCUUUGCUUGUCUAAACGUGAGGUCUACAUAUUUGAUUCUCAACAGAAGAAGAGAAAUUUGAUGAUUAAGGAGCCACUAAACAAUGCUUUUCGGAGUUACAAGAGACUAGGUGGACAAUCUAAGGGAACUAAAUUAACAUGGAUUCCAGCACAGUGUGCUCAACAACCGGGAUCACUAGAUUGUGGCUACUACGUCAUGCGUUUUAUGUACGACAUAAUAAUGAAUCAUGGUAAUAGUCAAGAUCUUACUAAGGAUUUUUCAAGAACAUUGCCUUAUUCAGCGGAGGAGAUUAAUGAGGUGAAAGAUUUUUGGGCAGAUUACUUCAUGAACAAUGUCGAAUUUUUAGCUUAAUUUGUAAUAUGAACUUGAUCUCUAGCUAGCUACGUACCUUUGUUGUAAUAAUUUUAUGUUUGUUGUAACAUGUUGGUUGAUCGAUCUA
Spinacia oleracea (spinach) is the source of this 781-nucleotide messenger RNA. RefSeq names its product ubiquitin-like-specific protease 1. Gene Ontology annotation, biological process: proteolysis. Lineage: Eukaryota; Viridiplantae; Streptophyta; Magnoliopsida; Caryophyllales; Amaranthaceae. The record is from RefSeq and is a predicted model, not a curated record. Gene Ontology annotation, molecular function: cysteine-type peptidase activity. The transcript has 6 exons. The coding region runs from base 43 to 693 and encodes 216 amino acids.